Messenger RNA from Acanthosepion pharaonis, 543 nucleotides. The record is from the annotation of a GenBank genome assembly. Lineage: Eukaryota; Metazoa; Mollusca; Cephalopoda; Sepiida; Sepiidae.
AUGUCUAUACAUCUCUUUCAGUCUAUUCAUAUCUAUCUAUCUAUCUAUCUAUCUAUCUAUCUAUCUAGUGAAAUCCGGGCUCGAAUUACGGGAAACUUUUUUCUUACUAUCUUUGUUUUCUUUAUAUAUUUCCGUCUUUCUUUCUUUCAUUUUUCUUUCUUUCAUUUUUCUUUCUCUCUUUCGUUUUUUCUUUCUUUCUUUCAUUCUUUCAUCCUUUUAUUUUUCUUUCUUUCUUUCUUUCUUUCUGUCAUUUUUCUGUCAUUUUUCUUUCUUUCUUUCAUUAUUUUUUCUUUCUUUCUUUCUUUUUUGUUUGUUUUCUCAGUCAUUCUUUCCUUCUUUUUUAAAUUUUCUCACUUUUGUCUUUUUUUCUUCAUGUACUACAUUUCCCACCUUUCUUUCUUUCUGUCAUUUUUCUUUCUUUCAUUAUUUUCUUUCUUUCUUCUUAAUUCUUUCUUUCUUUCUUUUUUUAUUUUUCUUUCUUUCUUUCUUUCUUUCUUUCUUUCUGUCGAUUAUCGACUGACGAUUAUCCUCGCAUUUCGCUAA